AUGCCAUCUAUAAAUUCCCCCGCCGACCUCUCAAUCAAAACUGAAACCAUUAUCGUGCCCUGUUUCACCAUGUUUCAUCAUCUGAUCCUCUGUGCUCCGAUCAACCAUGCGCUACUUCUUCUUCAAGCACAGCUGCUCUUGAUCUCCGUCCUAUUGUUUACUAAUCCGUCGCAUGGAUCUUCAGAAGAAUGGCUGCUGAUCGACUGCGGAACGAGGACCAGUUACACCGACGGCGACGGGCUCCGGUGGCAAACCGACGUUGGCUUCAUCUCCACCGGCGAGAACAAUACGGUAGAGAAAGGAGUCUUCGUGUCGGACCCGAUGGGUUCGCUCCGGUUCUUCCCCACCCUCCUCAAGAACUGCUACACAAUCAACACGCCGGAGAAAGUGAAGUACCUCAUCCGCGCCGGUUUCUACUACGGGAAUUACGACGGCCUCAGCCGGCCGCCCACCUUCGACCUCGUCAUCGAUGCCAACAAAUGGGUUACCGUCAACACUUCCUCGCCGGAGCCGGUGCUCCACGAGAUCGUGUACGCCACCAAGGGGGACAACUUCCUGGUCUGCCUCGCCCGGACCCGGCCGGAGGAAGUCCCUUUCAUCUCGUCCCUUGAGGUGGUGCCGCUCGCCACCAGCAUGUACUCCAAGAUGAACAGGAAUUACGCUUGGUACCUCAGCCACCGCGUCCGUUUCGGUGGCUCCGAUGUCGUCAGCCCAACAAAAGAUGACUACAACAGAGAGUGGAAUCCAUACCAAGAUCCAAGUCUCGUUUCCGUGGCAGCAAAUUUCAGUUCGCUCUUCGGUUAUUGCGCCGACGACCCUCCUCUUCCGGUGAUCCUCAACGCCGCGGAGCCAACCGCCGGAGACGCGUCGAAUGCCAUUUCACUGAGCUUCGAAUUCCCCGCAAACAGCAGCCGAACAAACUACGUCGCUCUCUAUUUCACCGAAGUGAUCCAACAAGACGAUGGCGAGACGAGGGAGUUCGUGGCGAGCGUCGACGGGAAGGAGUACGGCCUGAAGGUGUCGCCGGAGUAUCAAAUUUGCAGCGAAGUGAACGUUACGACAGAGCCAGCGGCCGGAGAUAUGAAGAUUGAGCUCACUGCAGUCUCUGGAUCGAGUUUACCACCACUGAUUUGCGCCGCUGAGAUUUAUACGGUGGGAGAAACACUUCUCGCCGGAAGUAAUGAAGAUGAUGUGAAUGGCGUGGAAGAGAUGAAGAAGAGUUUUAGUAGAUUGCAAGCAUGGACAGGUGAUCCCUGUCUUCCUAACAACACGGUCUGGGAAUGGCUGGGCUGCAAUGCAGAUGAUCCUCCGAGAGUAAGAGCUAUUUACCUUUCAGGUUAUGGAUUAGAAGCUGGCAUCCCUAACUUUGGCCAAAUGCAAACCCUUGAAAUCAUAUACAUGGAUAACAAUCUGCUCAGUGGAUCCAUCCCUGACUUUCUCGGCAACUUGCCCAACUUGAGGGAAUUGAAUCUCGCUUACAAUCAGCUGAGUGGCAGAGUCCCAGAAUCCCUGCUCAGCAACAACAAACUAAACCUCAAUUUGACGGGGAAUCCUUUGCUGACAAUAGAAGAAAAGCACAUGCCUCACUGGAAGAAGGCUAUAUGGAGUGUAAUUGCAGUGGUGGUUAUUAUUGUUGUUGUUGGAGUUUGUUGUUGUAGCUGCCAUGGUGAGUCAGACAGUGGGCCACCUCAGCAAGUGAUGCCACGGCCACCUCAGCAGCUGAUGCCACGGCCAGUGUCACCACCGGCACCAGAACCUCAACAGUUUGAGGAGGUUGAGGAAGAAGAAUAUACAAGAAGGAGAGUGAGAAGGGCAAGGGCGGGGCCAGGUUGA
Molecule: messenger RNA, 1833 nt
Organism: Zingiber officinale
Lineage: Eukaryota; Viridiplantae; Streptophyta; Magnoliopsida; Zingiberales; Zingiberaceae
Product: probable LRR receptor-like serine/threonine-protein kinase MEE39
Exons: 8
Coding region: 1-1833 (610 amino acids)
Molecular function (GO): protein binding
Source: RefSeq, a predicted model, not a curated record